AUGUUAUUGGAAGACCAGAGAUUCCUCCACGAGGACCUGGAGCGGCUGGAGCAAGCCAUCACCGACCGCGUGGCAGAAGAUCCGAAGAACAUCAAAGACCGACUAAUCCGUGACCACCAAAUCAAUGGCUUCUUGACCCGCAUACAAGAACAAUCGAAGCGAUUAUUAGACAUUUACAAGGACGCUGAAGGAUUGCGGUCGAAAGAAGUGCAGUCUCUUUCCACAGGCGAACCGUUCGAUGAAUUCUACAAGCAGCUCGAGGAGGUCAAGGACUUCCAUCGCCGAUACCCCAAUGAGCCCGUCGAGAAUCUCGAACGCGCUUACAAGCGCCGACGGCCCGAGGAGGGCGAAUAUAUCCCCUCAGAGGUGGACAACAUGUUCAGCGGCGAAGAGUCCAACGGCCGGUUCCUGGAUCUGACGCAACUCCAUGAAGAGUACCUGAACCUCCCGGGUGUCAAGCGACUGACGUACCUACAAUACCUCGACAGCUUCGACGCCUUCGAAGCGCCGCGAUUACCCAUCAGACGUCAGAACAAGAUCACAGACCAGUACUUGCAAUACGUCGCCGGGCUCGACAGGUACCUGGAAGGAUUUGUGCGACGGACGCGACCACUGGACGACCUGCCGAAGCUGUUCCUCAGGCAUCAACGCGAAUUCGACACAGCGUGGGAGAAGGGCGAAGUGCCAGGCUGGACGAAAGAGACAAAAGAGCAGCAAGACACAUCCGCGGGCCCUCGAACAGAAGGCAGCGGCACGGGAAUAUGGUGUGCUGCGUGCGAAAAGGAGUUCACAAACCAGAACGUCUACAAUUCGCACCUGACAGGCAAGAAACACAUUAAAAAUGCGGCGGCGAAGAAACCCGACCCGGCCAAUGCGAUCGACGGCACAUCAUCCAGACCCUCAUCCCUACCCAUUUCUGGGACGGCACUCAAGGAGCGGGCCGUUGCCUCGCACGAACACCGCAUUCGCGCGCUCGCCGACAUCCUCUCCAACGAACGCUCCAACACGCGUGUCAACGUCGAGCGCAAGCAAGGCAUGACGGAGCGGGAACGCCAAGCCGAACUGGACGCCCUCUUCGCGGAAGACGACGCCGCCGUGCUGGCGAGCGACCGCCGCGCCGCAAAUAGAAAGACAGGCGGUGACGACUCCGGCUCGGAAGACGAAGGCGACGAGAAAAUCUACAACCCCCUGAAACUGCCGCUCGCGUGGGACGGCAAGCCGAUCCCCUACUGGCUGUACAAGCUGCACGGUCUGGGCGUCGAGUUCAGCUGCGAAAUCUGCGGCAACUUUGUGUACAUGGGCCGGCGGGCCUUUGACAAGCACUUCAGCGAGGCGCGGCAUAUCUACGGCUUGAAGUGUCUGGGGAUCACCGGGUCGGCCUUCCUGUUCCGCGAAAUCACGGGGAUCGAGGACGCGCUGAGGCUGUGGGAGAAGAUCAAGAAGGAGAAGCGCGAGCGCGAGGUCAAGGACGAUCAGGUCGUGCAGAUGGAGGAUGGCGAGGGGAACGUCAUGCCCGAAAGGAUUUAUCUGGAUUUGCAGAAGCAGGGCAUUCUGUGA
Messenger RNA from Cladophialophora yegresii CBS 114405, 1557 nucleotides. RefSeq lists its product as uncharacterized. Gene Ontology annotation, biological process: mRNA splicing, via spliceosome. Gene Ontology annotation, cellular component: spliceosomal complex; nucleus. Bases 1 to 1557 code for a protein of 518 amino acids. The record is from RefSeq and is a predicted model, not a curated record. The transcript has 3 exons. Gene Ontology annotation, molecular function: zinc ion binding; RNA binding. NCBI's taxonomy places the organism in Eukaryota, Fungi, Ascomycota, Eurotiomycetes, Chaetothyriales, Herpotrichiellaceae.